AUGCCAGUAUUCCAACCUUCCAACCAGAUCAAACUGACAAAUGUGUCGAUAGUGAGACUCAAGAAGGCUGGAAAGCGAUUUGAGAUUGCUUGCUACAAAAACAAAGUAAUGGAAUGGCGGUCAGGAGUCGAAACGGAUCUCUCAGAAGUAAUCCAGACGGACACGAUCUUCAGCAACGUGUCCAAGGGCCAACUAGCCUCCCAUUCCGACCUCCUCAAAUCAUUCCCAGUACCCAAUAAAAACCCAGCAACAGUACUCCCAUCCGAAGAUAUUCUACUAGAAAUCUUGAAAAAUGGGGAACUUCAAGUCUCCGAUAAGGAACGCGCUCAAGCUCUGGUCGACAAAAAGAGAGAAAUCAUUCAUCUUGUCGCCGAGAAAACUGUCGAUCCUCUCACCAACCGUCCACAUACUUCUUCCAUGAUCGAGAAAGCACUUGAAGAAUUGCAUUUCUCAGUCAAUCUAUCAAAAAGCUCUAAAACUCAGGCGCUCGAGUUGAUAAAAUCACUCUCAUCGAGACCAGAGAUCAUCUCGAUUUCGAGGAGUCAGAUGAAGAUCAGGUUAACAGUGCCGACAACCAAGGAGAGCAAGAAACUAAAACCGAUCAUCCUAGAAUCGACCACCAAGGUCGAACUAGACGAGACUGAUGAAGACCAAUGGGAACUCAUCGCACUCAUCGAACCCGGCCAAUUCAAAUUCAUCUCCGAUACCCUCAACCAAUUUCAUCUCAAAAAUAACUCCACCUCUGCCUCUCGAUUCAAGUUAGAAACUCUCAGUCUUACCGCUGAACAAGUCGAGGGUGACGAAGUCUUGUAA
Puccinia triticina is the source of this 813-nucleotide messenger RNA. RefSeq lists its product as uncharacterized. Gene Ontology annotation, biological process: cytosolic ribosome assembly; ribosome biogenesis. Lineage: Eukaryota; Fungi; Basidiomycota; Pucciniomycetes; Pucciniales; Pucciniaceae. The record is from RefSeq and is a predicted model, not a curated record. The transcript has 3 exons. The coding region runs from base 1 to 813 and encodes 270 amino acids.